Cryptosporidium ubiquitum is the source of this 471-nucleotide messenger RNA. RefSeq lists its product as uncharacterized. Gene Ontology annotation, biological process: translation. NCBI's taxonomy places the organism in Eukaryota, Apicomplexa, Conoidasida, Eucoccidiorida, Cryptosporidiidae. Gene Ontology annotation, cellular component: ribosome. The transcript has a single exon. Gene Ontology annotation, molecular function: protein binding; structural constituent of ribosome. The coding region runs from base 1 to 471 and encodes 156 amino acids. The record is from RefSeq and is a predicted model, not a curated record.
AUGCAGAUAUUUUUUAGAUAUGGUCUCGGCAACACCGGAUCGUUGGAGGUUGCUCCAACAAUGAGUGUGGAGGAAUUAAGACAUAUGAUAAGCGAGUUGUCUGGAAUUCCAAUUGACUCCCAAUGCAUCAGUUACGGUUUUGGUACAUUGGACCUAUUUGAAACCCUAGAACAAGCAGGUAUUUCUGACUAUUCCACUUUGUAUGUUUCAGAAGCAGUGUUGGGAGGUGCUAAAAAGAAGAAGAAGAACUUCACAAAACCAAAGAAGAUUAAACACAAAAAGAAGAAGGUUAAGUUGGCGGUACUCAAGUACUACAAGGUUGAUGGAGACAAGGUAGUUAAGCUACGUCGUGAGUGCCCAGCAGAAACUUGCGGAGCAGGGGUCUUUAUGGCCCAACACUUUAAUAGAACAAGCUGUGGUAGAUGUGGUUUGACCUACUUCCCUACAAAAGGUGAUGAAUGCAAGAAUUAA